Setaria italica (foxtail millet) is the source of this 1123-nucleotide messenger RNA. Its product is annotated as mugineic-acid 3-dioxygenase. The record is from RefSeq and is a predicted model, not a curated record. The transcript is spliced from 3 exons. Lineage: Eukaryota; Viridiplantae; Streptophyta; Magnoliopsida; Poales; Poaceae. Bases 4 to 1029 code for a protein of 341 amino acids.
UCCAUGGAGAACAAGAACAUGCUCCAGCUGCUCCCAACCCACACGUCGGCGAUCCCGGACUGCUUCGUCCUGCCGGCCGACCAGCUCAAGGCGGCCACCAUCGCCGCUGUCUUGCUGCCCGUCAUCGACAUGUCCCGCGGCCGAGACGAGGUCCGCCGCGCCAUCCUCGACGCCGGCAGGGAGCACGGCUUCUUCCAGGUGAUCAACCACGGCGUCCCCGAGCAGGUGCUGCGGGACAUGGAGGCGGUGUGCCACGAGUUCUUCCAGCUGCCGGCGGCGGACAAGGCGGAGUUCUACUCGGAGGACAAGAGCAAGCCCAACAGGCUCUUCUCCGGCACGAACUACGAGACCCUCGGCGAGAGGUACUGGCGCGACUGCCUCCGCCUCGUCUACCCCUUGCCCUCCGGUGACACCUCGGGCUGGCCCCACAAGCCACUGAGGCUCAGGGAGGUUGUUGGGAACUACACCGGGCUGGCAAGAGGCCUGGCCAUGGAGAUCCUGCAGCUGCUGUGCGAGGGCCUGGGCCUCCGCCCCGACUACUUCGUCGGGGACAUCAGCGGCGGCCGCGUGGCCCUCGACAUCAACAGCUACCCGCCGUGCCCGGACCCGAGCAGGACGCUGGGCCUGCCGCCGCACUGCGACCGGGACCUCAUCACCGUUCUCCUCCCCGGCGCUGUCCCCGGCCUCGAGGUCGCCUACGAGGGCGACUGGAUCAAGGUCCAGCCAGUCCCCAACUCCUUCGUCGUCAACUUCGGCCUGCAGCUCGAGGUUGUGACCAACGGGAUGCUGAAGAGCGUGGAGCACCGCGCGGCCACCAACUCGGCGGAGCCGCGGAUGUCGGUGGCGACGUUCAUCGUGCCGGCGGACGACUGCGUCGUCGGCCCUGCGGAGGAGUUCGUCGGCGAGGACAACCCACCGCGCUACCGCACCAUGAGGGUCCGCGACUUCAAGCGCAUGCACAACGUUGUCAAUCUGGGGUCCUCGCUCAACCAGAUCACUAACCUCAAGAACAACCAGAAGGGUAUAUGAUGAAGCAAAACCGCAAGUCUUUCUCUUGUCAUGCCAAGUUCCCAUGCCUCUGAGGUGGCGUUGCAUUGGCGGAUGGGUCGUCUCAGUUACAUCU